Messenger RNA from Bombus pascuorum, 5291 nucleotides. RefSeq names its product E3 ubiquitin-protein ligase MIB1-like. The coding region runs from base 494 to 1702 and encodes 402 amino acids. Gene Ontology annotation, molecular function: ubiquitin-protein transferase activity; protein binding. Gene Ontology annotation, biological process: protein ubiquitination. The record is from RefSeq and is a predicted model, not a curated record. Gene Ontology annotation, cellular component: cytoplasm. The transcript is spliced from 7 exons. Lineage: Eukaryota; Metazoa; Arthropoda; Insecta; Hymenoptera; Apidae.
UAUUAUCAAUGAUACUGAAUUUACAAGAGAGAUGUCCAAUAUAAAGAUUGUAACAAAUUUACAAGAUUUACAAAACACACGCGCUUGAAGCUGCCAUGAGAGAAAGCUGAUCCUAAGAGCUAUUUUGCUCUAAUAUAUGUACUUACUCAGACAGCUACGUCAACAGUACAAGAUACCAUGCUGAACCUAUCAAUUAGACGCUUCAUACGCUCUCUAAAGCACCCAAAUUCUGACAUCACUUGAACCAUUUAGCACGUAGCAAGCAGAAGACUUUAAACGUAAUCAUCCAUAACGAACAUAUACGUGAGAAAAUGUGAUGUUUCGAACGCUCGGAGCCGCCGCCUGCAUUUCGCCAUCCCUAGCAAGGUUCCACUAGCAAGAGAUAGCGAAGAAGACACUUGAGAAAAUGCUGUGAAUUACAUCGUUUGCCCCGCUGCAUCCUCAGGACUAGCGAGGAGCUUCAACGGUUUUCAGUCUGCCACGCUAAAUCGCAAUGCGGGUGCUCCUCUCGAAACUUCCGAGACCAUGGAUAGUUGACGAGAAAAAGGACGAUGGUUACACGGCCCUUCAUCUGGCUGCUCUGAACAAUCACGUCGAAGUUGCUGAACAGCUGGCACGUGCUGGAAAAGCUGACCUGGAUUUGCAAAACGUCAAUUUGCAGACCGCGCUGCAUCUCGCUGUCGAGCGACAGCACACGCAAAUCGUUCGUCUGCUGGUACGCGAAGGCGCCAAUUUAAACGUGGCUGACAAGGACGGUGACACGCCUCUUCACGAAGCCUUGAGAUAUCACACUUUGUCGCAGCUGCGACAGCUGCAGGAUGUCCAGGACGUAGGGCGGCUCCUGAUGGGCCUGGGCGCGCAAGGACAGGACAAGAAGAGUAGCUCGUUCAUUGCUUGCUUCCUGGCUGCCCAUGGGGCUGACCUGGAAUUGAAGAACAAGAAGGGACAGACUCCGCUCGACCUCUGCCCAGAUCCAAAUCUCUGCAAAACGCUAACUACUUGCCACAAGGACAGAGAAUCGGACAACAUCGAACCGGCAGCUCCAUCAGCCACGAUCGACGAGUGUUUGGUCUGCUCAGAUGGAAAACGUGAAAUGCUUUUCAGCCCUUGCGGACAUGUAGCUUGUUGUAACGCUUGCGCGCCAAGAGUGAAGAAAUGCCUGAUCUGCAGAGAAAAUGUCUUGUCAAGAACAAAAAUCGAGGAAUGCGUGGUUUGCUCGGAUCGUAAAGCUAGCGUACUAUUUCGUCCGUGUGGACAUAUGUGUGCUUGCGAAAGUUGCGCAGCUCUGAUGAAAAAAUGCGUUCAAUGCAGAGCUCAAAUUCAACACAUGUUGCCGUUGUCGAUCUGUUGCGGUAGAGGAGGCGAUGUCACUUACGUUAAAGCAACCAAUGCUUCAGGUGCAACGAUAACAGACGUGAAGAGUGACCAAGAGGAAGAACUAUUAUCGCAACAAAAUACUGGAGGUGGAGGAGAAACUCUAUUGAUGAACAACGGUAGUCGAGAUACAUCGCACAGCGAUAUACAGAAACUUCAACAACAACUUCAAGAUAUCAAGGAACAGACAAUGUGUCCAGUUUGCUUAGAUCGUUUAAAGAAUAUGAUAUUUUUAUGCGGCCACGGCACCUGUCAAAUGUGCGGAGAUCGGAUGUCGGAGUGUCCAAUAUGCCGGAAGGCGGUAGACAAGCGAAUUUUGCUGUAUUAAGUCUAGAAAACUGAUUAUCAUUUGGAGCUAGAAUUUCAUUUAGAUAUAUAAGAAUGAAUGAUAAUAGUAGGAAUAAUUAAAUAUUGCAUCUAUUAUCUGAUUCAAAUUUUGAAAGUAUAGAUACGUUUUAUUUUCGAUACUUUCAACCUCCACAAGACUGUAACAUAAAUUAAGAUUUUGUUAAAACUAUCAAAGUAUAUUUAUACAUAUACUGCCCAUUCACCAAAUAAAAUUUAUACUAAUUAAUUCUAAUAGUUUUUAUACUACUAUUUUAAAAUUUUAGUAAACAUUUAUAAGAAUUAAUAUGUAUAAAAUAUUUCUAUUUAAUUUCAUUGUAUCUAUCGUACAUAAGUAUAAUACCAUAAUGAAGAUAUAAACAGACUAUUCAGUGUAAUCUGUUGCACGAUUAAUAUUAUUUUGAAUAAGUAUUUCCUAAAUAUAUUCAAGCAUAUCAAACGUAUAUAUAUAUGCUUAAAAACUUCCCAAUCUUUUAAAUAAAUGCUGUGAAAGUUAUAUACAAAUUAUAACAUAAAUUUGAGAAUAUUUCUAAUUACUUGUUAUUUCGAGAGAGAAAACCGAAUGCAAUAUUUACUUAUUCCUUCUUUUUUUAAUCUGUUAACAGGCUCCGUAUAAUUUGUCCAUAAUAUUAUUACUUCAACACAUUUUCACGAUAUAAAUAUAAUCGGGAAAUUAAAUAUAAACAUACAUUAUCAUUUUCAUGAAUUAGGCUGGCCCAUGAAAAUGAAUUAUAAGAAUUAUAGCAAAAUUCCAAGCAAGUUGAUCGUCUCUAUGAUGAAAUAAUAUUGAUGAUGAAUAUAUAUUUAUGAAAGUGCUUCGUCCUUAUUCAUUUCUUCAAAAUUACCAAGUUUCAUUCAAUGAUGUAAGUUAAUAGGUAAACUAUUGUUUUCUAGUAAUUGUUAUUAGUCGAAAACUCUAUUAACCAAUAUUUUUAAACAUUUAUAAUGUUUCCAUUUUACGCUGAUAUAUAGUCUAUACGCACAAUAAUCCUUCAAAGACAUUCGUUACUUAACGUUACUUCAAAUGUACAAUUAAACGUAGUACUUAUAGUGUCGAAAGCCAGCAAACACCUUUUACAAAGCUUUUGCUUUCCUCGAUUAGGAGCAAUAACGAGUGGGAUAAGAAAAUUCGCACUUUAGAAAGUAACAGAUACCCGCAAAUUCUGCAUUUCUUUUUUUAUUUUGCUGUUUUCCUUCCUGCAAUUAUACACAAAAAUAACGCGUCUUGUAUACAGUAAUUUAUAGAUACAAUAUUUUUUUAACUGCUUUUUUUUUUGUUACUUUAUCAUUUCUACUACACUUUAUUAGAUGUAAUUUGUACUUACUAGUAUAUUUCCAUGAUUAUAGAUUUUGCAUUCUAUAACAAAAAUUUUAUUCCGCUUUUGUAAUAAUUAUCGAAAGGAUAUAAAUUUUUAAGACUUUCUAGUUUUUCUUGUCCCGCAAAUAAUUUGCAUGAAUUUCUUGUAAAUACUUCGCCACUUCCUGUCCUCAAUCUUAUUGCCAAUACUGUCACAUUUGCUCUCCCUUCUUGAAACUGUAUAAAGUAUCUUAUUAUUAGAAGUUUCAAUAUUCCCAAUAAUAAUGGAUACUGCCAAUUACUUUUAUAAAUCAUGAAACGUUUAAUUUAUCAUUAAAUAUCUAAUUAGUUAUAAAAAUAUUAGGAAAAUAAUUAUCAUUAUCAUUGUAAUUCAAAGUUUCCCUUAUUUCCGUAAUUUAUAUACAUAUAUUAAAGGCAAUGAAAAGAUUACGCAGUUUAAUAAAAUUAAUCUAAUUGACAGUAAUUUGCAUAAACAUUAAUAAUAGUAACUAUCUAUAUUUUAGAAAACUAUAUAAUAACUUAUUCAAUUUACUUCCCUUUUUAUAGUGAGGAAAGAGGCGAAGCAAAGUUUUGAAAAGGUAAUAAAUAUGAAUAUUUGUUGGCUUAUAAAUAAUCUUUACAAGACUUUGCAUCUUCUUUCUUAGUAUCACCAUUCGUAAAAAAAUGUAAAAAAAAAAUAAUGCUCAUUGAUUAUACAUUCUGAAAAGGAUAUUUAUAAUGAAAUAGAAACAAAAUUUAGCUUCGUAUUUGAAUCGAACUAAUCGGCAUAAAUUUUCUACUUGUAAAAUUAGUAAUUGAUAUUUAUAUCAUUUUGUAUUUCUUUCCUUUUCGAAAAAUAUUCAUUCUUAUAAUAAUUUUUUGCUUUGUGAAUUUUCGAGAAAUUAUGGUAGGAAUAAUCAAUAAUUGUUAACUGCACUAACAAAUAUCUUCCUGUAUUUAAAUUCUGGCUAUAUAGGUACGAUCAUAUUUACGUUUUGCGAUACAAGAAUUCAGUAAAAGAGUUAUAGUCAGGUAAUAAAAAAUCUUUUAGUGUGUCACAACAAAUAAAAUAUGCAAUAUAUGAUUAUCCUUGAUAUCGCAUAAUGUUAACAUUAAUGUUAUGAAAACAUUAUUUUUUUUAUACGUAAUGUUAACAUUAAAAUUUUCAUUUUUAUAAUUUUUGGAAAAUAUUUUUGUAGUAAUAUAAUGUAGUUUGAAUAUAUUAAACGAAUAUAAUAAAUUUAAAUAUUUCAUUUAAGUAUUUGAGAUGAAAAUUCAUACGUUUGAAAUAAAUUCAAUAAAUAUUAAGCAAUGGUCUUUAUUAAUAUGGUCUUACCUAUAAAUUAAUCUUCAUUGUGAAUAUUACAAUACUAUGUAGUGCUUUUAACUAUUACUCCUUGCUCUUCCAUUUACAAUAUCUUUUUAGAAGUUUUUGAAAGGCAAUUAUUAUAUGCGUUUAGAAUAGAAACAUUAUUAACUAAAUUUAAAAUAAGUAGACCAAUAAGCAAGUAUUAUACAUUAAUAUUUAAUUUAAGACUCCAUUUUCUACAGCCCUCGAUCAUGCAUAAUUUACCUUGAAUCCAAUAAAAUAAAAAAUAUAUAAUACGAUUAUAUAUAUUGAAAUAAUCAGAAACAUUAUAAAACAUUUACAUACAUACCCUUUUAUCAUUUUGAAAUGUCUGAUUUAUUAAUGGAGUAUAAAAUUGGAUAAACAAAUAAAAAAUGUAAUAGGUAUUCAACAAAAAUUUUGAUUAUUGAUUAAUUAAGUUUUGUAAUAUCUUCUACUAUAAUUUUUAUUGUAAGUUAAUUAUUUGUUAACAUGGAGUCUUAAAGAAGAUACAAAAUGUGAAUGGGCAACAUGUAGUUUUUGUACCAUUCCUGUUACAUAAUAUUUCUGUAAAAGAACCGAAGAAUAUUAUAUAUAAUAAACAGCAUUAAAAAUGAUGUAUAACAUUACAAUGGGAUUAUAAAAUUUUCUUCUGAAGUCUUUGAGUAAAAAAAUCAAUUGUAACAAUUUUUUAUCUUCAAAAUGAUAAAAAUAUUCGUAAUUUCAUUCCUUUGGUUACUUAAUCGUUGAUCCUUUUGUAUUGUCUAUAUCUUUGGCGUUUGCAACGGAAAAAAACAUUGUAAGAAAAAUGUUACGACGAUUAGAAAUACCAUCUUAAUACUUGUAUUAUUCUAUUACGUUAUACAUAUAACCGUCUCAAUUGUAUUCAGUGAAAUUAUAACAAUAAAUAUAUUUGUUCAACCUAGUAAAGGACAAUAGUAUGUCAAA